Molecule: messenger RNA, 579 nt
Organism: Raphanus sativus (radish)
Lineage: Eukaryota; Viridiplantae; Streptophyta; Magnoliopsida; Brassicales; Brassicaceae
Exons: 1
Coding region: 1-579 (192 amino acids)
Source: RefSeq, a predicted model, not a curated record
AUGGCAUCAUCUUCUCACUAUCAUUAUCACAACAAUGAUGAGGAGGAUGCAUUUGAUUCUGUUUUUGAUGAUCUUUAUGAAGAGCUCGAAUUCAUUCCGGAACCAAAAGAGAGAAAAAAACGUAUUUAUAUUGAGAGAAACCGGGAAGAAGGACACAAAAAACUGUGGAAUGAUUAUUUCAAGGACACUCCAACAUAUCCGCACAAUUUAUUCCGCCGACGGUUCCGAAUGAACAAGCGCUUGUUCUUGAGAAUUGUGCAUCGUCUCUCUACAGAAGUUGAAUAUUUUCGUCUAACUGAAGAUGCCCUCGGACGGUCGAGUCUAACUCCGCUCCAAAAAUGUACCGCAGCAAUUCGUCAAUUGGCCUAUGGUAGUGCCUCUGAUGCAGUUGACGAGUAUGUACGACUUGCUGAAACAACAGCUCAACACUGUUUGCACAAUUUCACUGCCGGAAUAAUCGACUUAUUUGGCGAUCAAUACCUAAGACGUCCCACACCGGAGGAUCUACAAAGACUACUGCUAAAAGGUGAAGAACGUGGAUUUCCCGGGAUGAUUGGAAGCAUUGACUGUAUGCAUUGA